Colossoma macropomum (tambaqui) is the source of this 5713-nucleotide messenger RNA. Its product is annotated as DNA-binding protein RFX7. The transcript is spliced from 10 exons. Gene Ontology annotation, biological process: regulation of transcription by RNA polymerase II. Bases 288 to 4904 code for a protein of 1538 amino acids. Lineage: Eukaryota; Metazoa; Chordata; Actinopteri; Characiformes; Serrasalmidae. The record is from RefSeq and is a predicted model, not a curated record. Gene Ontology annotation, molecular function: DNA-binding transcription factor activity, RNA polymerase II-specific; RNA polymerase II cis-regulatory region sequence-specific DNA binding.
AGCAGCGUCCGUGGCGGCUGCCGCUGCAGCACGACGGUUGCUUAUCUGCCCCCUCCGCGACGGUGCUCGCUCGUCUCCUCUGUGUUUUAUGCAUUAACUGACACCAUCUCGGCUGAUGCUCUUCUCGGCUGCUCGCUCGCAUGAGAGUGUGAAGUCGUCGCGGUCCGCCGCUAUGCGCACCACCCGGAGAGCCGCUGCUCCUCUCUGAGAUGAGGCCUACAUGUUAAAGCUCGCUCCCCCUCCUUUUCCUCCUCCUCCUCCUCCUCCCUGCGAGAAAGCUCACCGUGAUGGCUGAUGAUCAACAACAACAACCUGGGCAGCUGCAGCAGAGUCCCGUGUCCGGCCUGGGCUCUCUCCCCACCGCGGUGCCUGCUCUGCAAGGCCCCGAGGCGACCGCGCUGCAGUACAACAAGAUAAAGAAUUCAAUCUGCAAAUCUGUACAAUCAAAAGUGGACAGCAUUUUGCAAGAUGUUGAGAAGUUUACAGACAUUGAAAAACUCUACCUCUACCUUAAGUUGCCUUCUGGUCCUAGCAAUGGAAAUGACAAAAGAACUGAAAGUCAGAGGGGGUCUGCAAGUCCUGCAUCAUGUGACCAGAAUUCCAUGUCGUCCAGCCGGACCCAACAGAUGUACGCUUUCAACUGGAUCAGAAAUCACCUAGAGGAGCAUCCUGAGACCUCACUGCCAAAACAAGAGGUGUAUGAUGAGUACAAGAGCUACUGUGACAAUCUUGGCUACCAUCCUCUAAGUGCUGCUGAUUUUGGAAAGAUCAUGAAAAACGUCUUUCCAAACAUGAAGGCACGCCGCCUGGGAAUGCGAGGAAAAUCUAAAUACUGUUAUAGUGGACUGAGGAAAAAAGCCUUUGUGCAUAUGCCAUCAUUGCCCAACCUGGACCAGCAUAAAUCAGGAGAUGGGUGUGAGCUGUUGGAGCCAGCUGUUCAGUCUCCCAAUGCUGAGGAUGAGAUGCGUUCUGCAGCCUGCGGCCUGGUGUGCGAAUGGGCCCAGAAAGUCCUGAGCCGUCAGUUUGACAGUGUGGAGGAGUUAGCACGCUUUCUGCUCAACAGCCAUUAUAUUGGCACCAAGUCCAUGGCUGCCCUAACUGUUAUGACUGGGACUUCAACAGGUGUAAAAACGCCCACUCCAGCCUCGGCAUUUGUUCCAACUGGUGAGGCCAACUCCUUCCAGCCCCAAGUGAAGACUCUCCCUUCACCCUCUGUUGAUGCAAAACAGCAGCUACAGCGAAAGAUUCAAAAGAAACAGCAGGAGCAGAAACUCACUUCCCCACUGCCCAGUGAUGCCCAAGCUAGGAGAGCUGAAGCAGGCACACCAGGCCCUGGGUCUGGUAUCACCUCUGGAAGUCCUGCUUUGUUGUCCCCGCAGCCCACAAUUGGCAUUGUAGUGGCUGCAGUGCCGAGCCCCAUCACGGUCCAAAGGAAUAGACAGCUGAUGACAUCCCCAAGUCCAGUGGCGACAGCAGAGGGAAAGGUUCUACCAGUGAAUUUCCAAGUGGUUACUCAGCCUGUUAAGCAGUCCCCUAAAACUCCUCAGAAUGUUCCUGCCAGUCCUGUGGGUGACAGGUUAGCCAGACACAGAUACGCCCAGAUCCUACCUAAACCCUCUGCCACUAGCGCCAUCACUCUUCGAUCACCCCCGACACUUCUCAUCACUCAUAACAGCCCUAUCAAAACAGUAAUGCCCACUCAGCAUGUCAGUUCAGUGAAUGUUGUCAAGAUGACAGCUAUAUCACUGACACCUAACAGUAGCAGUGGCAGCAGCACUCCAACACCAUUAAGACCUGCUUCAGCUGGUGUCAGUAGCACUCUUUCCCAGGAAGAGCCUAACCAAAACCAGCAAUCUCAGAAUGGCAGCUCAGCCACUCUUCAGUCGUCUGGAGUUGGAAGAGUUGGCCGCCUCGCCACUACCCCAAUUCCCUCUGUUUCCUCCACUAGCGAAGUCAAGAUAACAUCUGAAACUGUGAAUGACAGUAACUCAUCUGCUGGUGCUGAAAAGCAGAGCACUGCACCAGGGACUAACACUGGGCAAAAGAACGAGAGGGCCACUAAAUAUAGGGCUUCCAGUGAACCUUCUCUUCUUGUCAAGGCAUCCCCAGUGCCUGAAAGAGUUAGUAGGGCCAAAAGUGACUCUGCAACGCCUCCCAGUACAAUCAUAGGGGCAGCUGCCCCAAGCAGCAAUAACAGCAGUGAUCGUCAGGAGAGUACCCUGUAUUUAACCGUAAUGAAUCAGGAUACUGAUAUUGGAUUGUCAGCCAAUGGUGCAGUUUCCCCCUCUGGCCAGUCAACAAAAGAUACUGGUCUUGGUCCAAAAAGUCCUAGAAAGCGUUCUGCUUCUGUUUUGGAGACACAUGCAAUCCCAGUUAAGCGGGUGUUCAUAUCUCAGCAGCCUUUGGAUGCUAGCAACAAUCCUAAACCUGGUCUUGUAAUAGCUACAAAGAAGAUACAGAGACCAGGAACCCCUGCAAGACCAGAAAGUGCUCCAUGCAAAGUAACAUUAAAACAGAGUAACUCCCUUCCAACUCAAAUUUUGGCACUUUCAGACACUCCAAUUGAAAACAUCUCUCAGACUAUGGUGACUUCUCAGAGCUCUUCACAAGUUGAGCACGAGGACAACUCUGCUGGAAUAAGCCCAACUGAAAUAGCCUCUUGUAAUAGCACAGCAUCUGAUCAAGCUUUAUUGCAACAAAUCGCGAGCCACCAACAAGUCACCACUGCCAUUUCUCAGGAGGCAUCUGCUGUGAGUGAGCUAAAGAGCUCGUUACAAGACUACUCUCAACAGAUACAGGCGGAACAAAAGCAGGUAACAGCUAGCCAUCUGCCAUUGAUGGCUCAAACCCCUGAAGCAUCUGCUCAGUUGACUCUCCAACAAGACAUUGUUGACUUUGAUGGAGCCCAAGCUAGCAUGGACUAUUUCCCCUUUAAUGAUGACGACAUGACACAGGACAGUAUAGUGGAAGAGUUGGUUCAAAUGGAGGAGCAAAUGAAGCUGAAUAGCAGUCUGCAGCCGUAUCUUAGUUCUCUUGAUAUACCUUUACAAGGCCAGUCAGUUGCUCAGAGCACUAUCCUUUCCCCCCACCAGACUGGCACUCAGUUCUACCACUCUGCGCAUAGUAGCACCACUCCAGUCCACACUCCUACACCCACACCAACUCCAACACCAACUCCAACUCCAACCCCUACCUCUGAAAUGUUGCCGGGGGGACACAGUUUGACCAGAGAAAGUCCUUGCUCUAGAAUGGCACCAAUUACUCCAGUUGAUGGCAUUUUAGGUGGUCGACAUACACCUAUCAGCACUCCGUUAUCCAACUGCAGUAGUAGUGUUCCACCAAGUCCAGUUGAGUGUCGAAAUCCCUUUGCAUUUACACCCAUUAACUCCAACAUACCAGGUUAUCAUGAUGGCAGCGUAGUGUCUAGUAGCCCAGUAAAGCCCAUGCAGAGGCCCAUGGCCACUCAUCCAGACAAGGCUAAAAUGGACUGGAUCAACAACAGAUAUAACAGCACUUCAAGCUCCCCAUCAAUUUCAAACAGUAAUGCCAUUGGAAUCCUUCCAAGCUAUCAGGAUCUGGUUGAGGACCAUUUUCGUAAACCCCAUGCAUUUGCCAUACCAGGGCAGUCUUUUCAGUCUCAGUCCAGGCACCAGGAUGGACAUUUGGGCCGGUUGACAACUGUGUCACCUGUUCAACAAGGACAGCAACCUGUCGAGAAUAAGCAAGAAAGCUUUGCUGUGCCUGCACCGUUAGACAACAAAGCAACAUCCGGGAACGGAGGUGGAACCUUCAGGUGUCGUAGUGUGAGCCCUGCUGUACGGCAGCGCAAUCUUAGUGGCACUACUGUGCAGACAAAUGCAGCACCAAGAUCUGUUGUUUCACCAUUCAAUUCCCCUUUGACCUCCGAAGUUCUUAGCAUUCUUUCCAACAGCCAAUCAGUGGUAACUGCCAACAGCAUGGCCCAAAGGAGCCAAUCAGUACCGCUGAGUAUCAUGAUGCAGUCUGAGAUGUUGCCGAUCGGCCACCAGGGCCAGCAAAGCAACAGUGCCAAGAUCACAAGUGUGCUCCUGAGCAAGAUGGAUGCAGAUGGGGAUGACACGGUGCGUGGGUUAGGUGUCAACAACAUGCCCUCCAAUUACACAGCUCGCAUGAACCUGACACAGAUCCUGGAAACUACACAGGCCUUUGCUGGAGGCACAAACCAUCAGACACAACAGCUGCCUGUCUGCUCAAGCCCUUCACCUUUUGACUUCCAGAAGCCUGGUUACCUUAUAAGCACUGGGAGUGAACAGAUUACUUUCUCCACUGAUGGCCAAGCACAGUCAGGCUCUGGGCUGCAGCAACAAGAGCAGCAGCUUCAACUGCAGGAUCAACAGCUAGAACUACAGGAUCAGCAACUGUUGGAGGAUCAGCAGUUCCAGGAACAACAACUGCAGCUUCCAGAGCAACAGUUACAACUGCAGGACCAACAGCAGCUACAAGAUGAUCCAGACCUCAACCAACAGCAGCUGCUGCCUCAAACCUCACAACAGAAUGAGGAGCAACAACAGCAGGAGCAACUGGACUUCAACAGCACUGUCAAGGAUCUCUUGGGGGAGGAUGGACUCAAUCCCAGCUCACAACUCGUUGGGCAGGUGGCAUCAGAACUCAGCGCGGUUGCGUCAGACUUCUCCAGUGAAAUCCGCUUGACCUCUGAUCUUUCUGGUAGCAUCAACGACCUGAACACUUUAGACCCUAACCUUCUGUUUGACCCAGGUCAGCAACAGGACCAAUAUGAAGACACCACACUGGAAGAGCUGAAGAACGACCCGUUGUUUCAGCAGAUAUGCAGUGACACUGUGAACUCUGCUGGAUUUGACUGGUUGGAGAACAAAGACCAGCCAACCGUGGAAAUGUUGGGUUAGUUUUGUUUCCUAUUCCUUUACUGUCAUGUUUAUUGCUGUUUGUUGCUAUUUAUGUUUUCUGUUCAUUGUCUUUGUUUUUUGUGAUUCUCUUUUAUAUAUUUUUAAAAUGUGAUUAAAGUUUGUCACUGCAGCAACUGGACAUAUCAGUCAAGUCCAGAGAGAAGUGCCAGCCUGACCUGAAGUGAUCUUUUACAGGCUUGUACUUUCUUUUCCUGUUAUUACAGUCCAUUCCAGUCUAAAGCUGAUUUCAAGCGUUUGUCAGUAAUCAGGCAUUUCUUUUCCCUAAGAAUUGGUUACGUUAUAAUUUAUACCAAUGUCAGUACAUUUCUUUAUUAGUGUAGUGGUCCUGUAUAUAACCCACUUGAAUAUAUCCACAAUUUGAUACAUUAGUCCAUUGAGAUCUUGAAUAUUCCACCACCAUAAAUCAGUCAGUGACGUGAAACUGAAUGCAAUAUUUUAAAAACGGAUCACUGAGUUUUGAUAACUGUCUUGUUAAGGCAAAGAGCAGUUGUGCGAUGUUUUAUUUGCCUUUGCAAGUAUGUUGGUGAGUCAUAUUGCUAAAGAGUUUACUUCAUUUUCAUCAUCACUUCUUCAUAACUAAAUUGUCAGUCAAAUUACCAUCAAAUUUUAGGUGCUAAUAGGUGCUGAAUAAAAGUAAUUGGCAUCUGCCAAAUCACUUUUCGGUCAUUGUUGUGUUUUGCCUAAUAAAUAGUGAGUUAGCAUAUUUAAUAAUAGGACAUUUUACUCGUACUGUUAAAUAAAAAGAUGACGGAGAGGAGUCAGAUUUUUUGAUAUACCUACACUGUUUA